This is a messenger RNA of Corythoichthys intestinalis (scribbled pipefish), 1170 nucleotides long. Its product is annotated as cytosolic 5'-nucleotidase 1A. Gene Ontology annotation, cellular component: cytoplasm; cytosol. Gene Ontology annotation, molecular function: magnesium ion binding; nucleotide binding; 5'-nucleotidase activity. Gene Ontology annotation, biological process: adenosine metabolic process; nucleotide metabolic process. Lineage: Eukaryota; Metazoa; Chordata; Actinopteri; Syngnathiformes; Syngnathidae. The transcript has 6 exons. The record is from RefSeq and is a predicted model, not a curated record. Bases 189 to 956 code for a protein of 255 amino acids.
GGAGAAGAAGACGAGGUGGUGGGGAAAAAGCCGGAAGUGAACUGUUGCGUCCGUAGAGUAACUCUUCUAAUAACUUUCAUGAAUCAAAAUUUGUUGAUGUUGUCAAGAGUGAGUGGAAGACGUUUUUACAUUUUUUUGCAAUACUUUUGACCUGCUUUUGCGGGCAAAGAACCAGCCCGGGGGCAGAAAUGGUCUCCACUAUCGCGAACAUUGACGUGAAACAGAAAGAUUCAAGCGAACCGCUGGUGGUCGCCAUCUCGUGCUCAGCCGUGUUGGAGGACGCUGCCGAGGGUGACAGAGAUGACCACAGUUUGGGUGUGGCCUUUCCACUGCUGAUGGCCCUGCAGAGCGUGAAUCGGCAUCUGCUGGCAGCGAAUUCUGCAGAAUCGUUGCUUUUUGACGUGCUUCUCAUAACAACAGACGAAUGUCAGCAGCAACAGAGCGCACGCAUUGUUAGCAGCACCAAACAUCAUGGUCUAGAAGUAAGCAGCUUCUGCUUUUCGGGCAGGGAGGACUUCGUGGAGAGCUUGCUUGAAAAUCAAGUGCAACUCUUCCUGACCACGGAACCACGGGAAGCGUCGCAGGCAUCGCAAAGAGGCAUUCUGUCGGCGCUGUUGGGCCGUCAAAGUUGGUCAAGCUCCUCGGAGCAGCUUCGAGUAUUGUUUUGCGACAAUGACAUCAUCACAACAACACCCGCCAACCCAAUCCCAGCCGCCCAGCGUUUCUGGUCCCAACUGGGUUCAAUGCGAGAACGUUUUGGUGUCCUGGACAGUCCCGUCAGCAUUUUGGUGAUGACAGCACACGGCGGACGCCAAAGGUUGGGCGACGCCUUGGCGACGCUUCGCUCCCGCGGCCUGAAUGCCGACGAGGCCCAUUGCCUGGCUGGGGCGCCUCGGGGGCCCAUCCUGGACUUGCUCAGGCCUCAUUUCCUGCUUAGUGACGGUGGCCUGGAGUGAUGAUGACACGUGGUCGUCAACGUUGCUCAGAAUCUGCUCUGCUCUGCUCUUUCACCAUUUCUAUUAAAGGGCUGAUGGCUGCUUGCAUUUGUUCUUAUCAAUUAACUGUACCUGGUUUGAGGCCAAUAUUAUGUUAAUAGUCUUAAUUUAAGAGUGUUUUGCCUAUGCCAUUGUCGCUGUGAUGUAAUAAAAUGCAAAGAAUUUUAUUACUUUG